This is a messenger RNA of Rhopilema esculentum, 987 nucleotides long. RefSeq lists its product as uncharacterized. NCBI's taxonomy places the organism in Eukaryota, Metazoa, Cnidaria, Scyphozoa, Rhizostomeae, Rhizostomatidae. The record is from RefSeq and is a predicted model, not a curated record. Gene Ontology annotation, cellular component: membrane. Gene Ontology annotation, biological process: G protein-coupled receptor signaling pathway. Gene Ontology annotation, molecular function: G protein-coupled receptor activity.
UUUAUGCUCUCAAUAAUUAUAUCGUGACUAUGGAAAACAUUUCGAGUGUCGAAAACGAAACAAAAGUGAUUCAUAUGGUUGAGAAACAUUACCCGGAAUACAGCUUGAAUUCAAAAAUACUAUUGCUGUGUGGAGCUCUCGUUGUCACUUUGAAUUUAUAUUUGAUUGCAAGAAUAAAACAGCAGACCAGACAAAAGCAGUCUGUCUCAAAGUUCUUGCUAGGGAAUCAAGCACUUUCUGAUGUGUUGGUUGGCUUGGUGUUCAUUCCGGCAUUUAUCAUCGACACUUAUGUACAAAUUAGUGUCAUCAACUUUGUAAGCUGUUUUGUAUUUUUCAACAGCCUCUUCUCAAGAUGUAUUCUGGCUUACGAUCGAUACCUAUCCAUUAAUAGGCCAUUUCAGUACCAGCAUUUAAUGACCAUUCGACCAGUAAAGCGAAUUCUGUUGAUAUUUCUUGGGACCUCAUCUCUCCUAGCAAUCCUUCCAUUAUUUUGGAUUGACACUUCAAGGAGAGUUAAACAUGAAAUGAACAGAUAUUUUGCUGCUUUUUUGUGGCUGGUAAUAUCUUUGAUGCUGCUCUUCCUUCUGAUUGCAUACCUGACAACGUUCUGCAAGACAAAACAGUUUAUUCGGUCAAAACUCUCGAUGCUAAAGAAGCGUCCGGCUCUGCUUUUGAAUCAUUCAGAAGUGAUGUGUGACAAUUAUGCAAGGAAAGAAAGAAGACUCGCUGUGCAGUUCGCAGUGCUUGCCUUAUGCUUUGCUCUUACAUAUCUGCCAAUACUGUACAUCAAUUUGAUGGGACCGAUUCUCCAAAAGUACGAGGCUGUGUCCGAGACACUCUUACGUACGUCACUCUACACAUUUGUUGGAAAUGCUGUUUUUACUCCUGUUCUUGCUUUGAUGUUUAAUACAGAUGGCAAAAAAGCUGUCUUUUGUUGCAAAUGAGACUGCACAAUUGAAUGCCAUUCCAGUAGCGGUUUUCAUGUGU